Amaranthus tricolor (Joseph's coat) is the source of this 3971-nucleotide messenger RNA. RefSeq lists its product as uncharacterized. The transcript is spliced from 2 exons. The coding region runs from base 310 to 1758 and encodes 482 amino acids. The record is from RefSeq and is a predicted model, not a curated record. NCBI's taxonomy places the organism in Eukaryota, Viridiplantae, Streptophyta, Magnoliopsida, Caryophyllales, Amaranthaceae.
AUUAUAAAUUUUUUAGUUCUUGUUGAUUUUAAAAUGUAUGUCAUUUAUGGUGGUCGUUUACACUUAUACUCUAUGAAUAUGUCAAAUGUAGUUGUUAUUUUCCAUGAUUUUCAUAUUGAGGUUGUUUGUUCAUGAAUUUAAUGUAGAAAAUGUUUUAGUUUAAUGUAGAGAAUGUUUGAAUGCGAACCCUAAAUUUGAGUUUAAUUUAGAGAAUGUUUGAACGCAAAACCUAAAUUUAAUCAAUGUUGUUAUGUAGUAUAUAUUUAUGAACUUGAUGUUGAUGUUGAUUUUGUACGUAUUGUUGUAGAAAUGGCUUCAUUUCGUGUGAUUGUUGUAUGCUUUUGGAAUGGUUCAAUUCGAUCAAGUAGUAAUAAUGUUAAGUAUGUUGGGGGAAGACGUAAACUGUUUGCAUGCAACUCAAACAUGGAUUUGAAUGAAUUUAAACAUCUUAUAUGCUCUAAGAUUGGCUUUGACACUACAAGAAGUAUUGUUAAUGUAAGUUUUAAGUACAAUAUGAGUGGAGAUUUGUUAGCUUUUCCGGUUGAGGAUGAGGAGGCUAUAUAUGCAAUGUGGGAGUGCUCAAAGUUUACCUCUAUUCCUUCUUUAGAGUUAUAUGUAGAAGAGGUUCCCAUAGGGAAUCAAGAUGUCAAUGUUGUAGAAACAAAUGCAUUCCUGAAUGUGACUUCUUCUGCUCCUUCUCAUACCCCCUCUGCUACCCAAGAAACCCAAAAUCCCAUUAUGCCAUCUUCCUCUUCUCCUUUUAAUGAACCCAAUCAACUUCAAAUUCAAGUCUCAAAUGAUGAUACUUUUAACUUAGAAGAUACAAAUGAGCCUUGGGGUGAUGUUAAUAGUGAGAGUAAUGAAUUCGUAGAAGCUCCUUCUGAGGACGAUGUGGGUGUUGACGAGGAGGCUCUAGCUAAUGACAUGAGCUUAGGCAACAUUCCAACAAUCAUUGCUCCUACACCUUAUGCACUAGUUCCCCCUAUAGAUGAACACGUUGAAGACAACUCUUGGAGGUCUUGGGAUUGUGAUACAACCUACACCGAUGAAAGAAAGUUUCAAAAAGUUAUGAUGUUUGAUAACAAAGAUGCCUUGUUGGACGCUGUUAGAUUGUAUCAUAUUCGUAGGAACGUUGAGUACCGAACUGAGACUUUAAAUCAAACUGUGCUCACCUUAAAGUGUAAGAGAGGGUGUGCUUGGAGGCUUAGGGCUAGGAAGAGCUCCUAUUCACCUUCAUGGGAGAUUGUUACAUAUAAAGGGAAGCAUGAGGGUUGUGUAUUAAAUACUGAAAAUGUGUCAGCUAGAUACAUUCAUUUGACAUAUUCCGUGAUUAACAAUCUUAUUAGAAACUGUGUUGCUGAAGACCCAUCAAUUAAGGUCUCUGUGGUGCGACAAAUGGUGAAAGACCAAUUUGGUGUCGAUGUGACCUAUAAGCGGGCAUGGUAUGCUAAACAACAAGGCCUUCUCUCCAUCUAUGGUACAUGGGAAGAUUCUUAUCCUCUUCUUCCACGCUUCUUGAAAGCAUUGCAUGUUUCUAACCCCGGGACUGUAGUUGAGUGGUUCUUUAAGGAAGAUAAUGAUGUUGGUGUGUACGUCUAUCCUAGUAUUAGAACUUUCCAACGUGUGUUCUGGGCUUUUAAACCUAGUAUUGAGGAGUUUAAGUAUUGCAAACCCCUUAUUGCCAUUGACGGAACACAUUUGUAUGGUAAGUAUCGCCAUACGUUGUUAACUGCGAUUGCUCAAGAUGGGAACAAGUGAAUCUUCCCGCUUGCCUUUGCUUUGGUCGAGAAAGAAUGCAUAGUCGCGUGGUCUUGGUUUAUGGCGUGUGUUCGUAAGCAUGUGAUGCAUAGUCCAGGUUUAUGUUUUAUUUCCGAUAGACAUGUGGGCAUUCUAGCAACCAUGGAGGAGCCGGAAUGGCAACCUCCGAAUGCCCAUCAUAGGUUUUGCUUGCGGCAUUUGUUAAGUAACUUCAACCGUCAAAUGGGUAAUGUGAAAUUGAAGAACAUGUAUGGAAGGAUUGCAGAGCAAAGACAACCACAUAAGGUCAUCGAGGGAUUGAAGGCCAUUGGUGUUGCUAAUCAAGAAGCUCUUUUUUGGAUUGAUCAAGUUGGUGAUAUGUGUAAAUGGUCAAUAUGUCAUGAUGGAGGGUAUAGGUAUGGUGUUACUAAUACCAUCUUAGCCGAAGUAUUCAAUAACGUGAUGAAGGGUGUACGUUUCUUGCCCAUAAUUACUCUUGUUGAGUUCACCUUCUAUCGUGUUAAUGAUUAUUUUGUUAAAAGACGCGAGAAUGCAAAUGCAUGGCUAAUUGGGGGAAGUAAGUACACUUCACACGCCACAAGAAUUAUCACCCGUAACACUGAGAAGUCAAACUACCAUGAGAUCGUCGCAUUUGACUACAGACGAGGCCUUUUUCAAGUUAAGACUGGACGUGGUAAUAGAGGAUCCGCCAUGGGUGGUAAAAUACAAAGUGUGGAUAUGAGAGAGAUGAAAUGCACUUGUAACAAACUCUCCAUAUAUCACUUAACUUGUUCUCAUGUUCUUGCCGUUUGUAUUAAACGACACUUAUCGUAUGAGCAUUUUGUGGACUCCUGCUACACGACCCAGAGAUAUGUGAAUACAUAUGAAUCCAUAUUAUUGGUGUUGAUUGAUAAGAGGUCAUGGCCUCAAUACACCGGUGUUGAGGUGAUACACGAUCCAGAUCACAUUCGUGGACUAGGGAGACCUAAGUCAAGGAGGAUCACCAACGAGAUGGAUGAAGGAUCAAGGAGACGCAACGCUUGUCGACGGUGUGGUAGUGAAGGUCACAACACUAGAACUUGCACGUCAAGGUAAACAGUAUCUGUAUUUGCGUAUAUGAACAUAAAGACUAUAAAACAAAUACAUAACAUAAGUAAACAAUUUGAGUAUUUCUUAAGUCUUUUUACAUAUAAUCAUAACUACAAGGACCCACACAGGAUCGGGCGUAGGGUUCUACCACAAUCAACUCGAUCUACUUCGAGCUGACUAGGUAAAAACUUCACUACAACUAGUCUUGUAACCAUCAUGUUGCGUAAUUUAUUAAUUACAUUUUCAAGUGUAGUUUUGAUGGGACCCUUAUCCCGCUGAGGCAUACGCUGCAUUGCCUCAACACUCAGGGAUCUUGUCAGGGGCAUGGAGAACGUUUGUACAUUUGAUAUGCUUCGACAUAGUCGAAGUGCAUCUCCCUGAGCGCGUACUGCGCCAAUUUGGGAUGGUACAGGGUAUCCCGCCGCCUUUGUGGCGGAUCUCCAUCACAGCUCCCGCAAGGGUCGGGAGCCCAAGAAUUGGUUGGAGAUUAACAUGCGCCAUAUAGCUCGUUAGGAACACAGGCUGGAGCUGCUGGCCCAAGGUGCAUCGAUCGAGGCUAUAGGCGCACCUACUUCGGUGGAUUACAUGCCGGGGUUCUUCUCCUUCACUCGUUGAUGGAUGACACCACAAGGUAUCAUCGCGACAGCCUAGUACGCUCCCGCAACACCGACGAUGACACACUUUGCACAGGGCAUUGCAUCUGUCAUCAGCUCGACCCAAGAGGAGCCUGUAUGGGAGAUUGCCUAAGGCAUACUCCUAGGGACACAGUUUCAGCACUUCAUUCCAGAAGUCGUUGUGCCCCACACCACUAUGGACGAGUACGGGUCAUCUCCUUAUCAUGCCGACGUUCAUCUUGAUGAGGUAGACUUAACGUGCCCCGACUAUGGUGCCGGGUCCUCACAGGGUGCUACAUCAUCACAAUAUCAAUCACCUCCCCUACCCGAGCGUCAUGCAACGACCUCUUACUAUUGUAGGAGGUGUCGUAAACCGUCACAGGUAGACAGGGUUCAGGAGGAGGAUUAGCAUUAGAAUACUGUUUGUAUAUAUUGAACAGUAGUGACAUUUUGUAUAUAUUGAACAUUUGUACAUACUCAAAAUAUUUGUAACAUUUGAACUUUUGUUUUAAUUUGUAAUAUAUAAGUAGA